GGUAGAUGGAGUAUUUCCAAUUAUUGUGUGGAUUCUUGUGGUAUAGUUGUUGCAUUACCGAUUGGUGAGAGCGUGGUUUGACGUAUGCAGGAAAUUGCGUAACAACUCACUUCAGUAGCCCAGUGUGUUGAGUGGCCUCUUUACGUGAACAAUGUUUCGCUUGAACGCUUUCUUUUUUAAAGCUGAACCAUAGCAAUUUAAAUUUACAUUUUGCAAUGUCACCGAUGCAAGGCUUAGAAUUUUAGAGGGAAAAAUGUCUUUGGGGCUUCUUAAAAGUCCUUUUAGAAAACGCCACCGGGCUCCAUUUCACAACAAAAAACGUCUCCAAGAUCCUGUUGACGGUACUAAAGGGCAAGUUAAUGUCAACAUCAUCGAUGUAGAUCAGCCGAUCCCGCUAACACGUACCCAACGACCGACAUCUAUCCUUAGCGCCAUCAAGGACGGACAGACGAAUUGUGUAUCUGAGUUUCUCGCCCGGGAAGAGUACAGGAGAGAGGUGAAUGAACUUGACUCAUUAGGGCUCGCAUUUCUGCACCACGCCGCGAGAUAUGAUCGAGCUGAGAUUGUGGUCGUGCUGGUUGAGAACGGAUCUGAUGUCGAUGUGCGUUCAGACGAGGGACUCACCCCGAUACAAGUCGCUAUAAGGUGCGAUAGUGUAAACACUAUUAAGCGUCUUCUCGAGCUGGGCGCCGACCCCGAGACCCCUGAUCACCAUGGCAACACAGCGCUGCACCACGCUGUGCUGCAGGCAAACGUGCACGUGACCAAGCUUCUCCUGGACUACCCCCAGGUACACGCGGACGCCAGAAACACAGUCCAGCAGACACCAUUGCAUCUGGCGUGCCACCUUGGUAACCUCGAGCUGAGCGAGGUAUUGAUCAGUCACGGGGUGGACCUCAGGGCGCAGGCAUCUGGUCACCUGACCCCACUGCAUAUGGCGGCAUCGUCAAAGAACCUUAAGAUAGUCAAGCUAAUCGUUGAGAAAGCGUUGGCACAAGAAAUACCAGCGGUCACACUAAUGAGCGAUAAAGACAUAGACGGCAACACUGCAUUCCACUUAGCCGUAAAGGCCGCUGACCACAACAUUGCGGGCUACUGCCUGGAGAAGGGUGCCUGUGUAAACGAGACGUUAAAUUGCGGAAGCACUGCGCUCCAUGUGGCUGCGGCUAAAGGUAGCUUGGAAUGCGUGAGACUUGUGGUAGAACAUGGAGCGCCAGUGAACGUCGUGGACAUUAAUCACAGGACACCGUUACAUAGCGCCGCCAUGAUGGGCUGUACAAGUGUGAUACGAUUCCUUGUGCAGCAUGGCGCUGACCUGGAGGCCGUGGACUCAGAUCACUUCACGCCAUUCUUGACCGCAGUGCAAUCUGGGACCUGUUACGCCGUAGAAGAGCUAUGGAAUCUAGGAGCUAAUGCGGCUGCCACGGAUACAUUAAGCCGUAACUGCUUGCAAAUAUGCAUCGAGUAUGCACACCCGGAAGCGUUGGAUAAGCUCCUCACCAUCAGUAGCCAGAUGUGUCUCUCACGCGCAGAUAUUGACAAUAAGUCCGCCAUACACUACGCCGCCGUCACCGAUAACUACAAGAUCCUGGAAACAGUUCUCAGCUUUGGUCCUAAUGCGAGCCCACGAGACAGCAGUCAGCAGACUCCCUUGCACCUUGCGGCCGCGCGGGGCCUGGUUCAGCACGUGGAGGCUCUCGUUAGAUACGCGGCGGGAGUAAACGAACGCGACGAUCAAGGGAGGACGCCGUUGCACCUUGCCGCCGCAGGGGGGUGGAAAAAAGUCUGCUCCGUUCUGCUGCGAUCCGGAAGUGACGUCAACGCUAAGGAUGCUAAGCGCGCAACACCGCUGAUGCUCGCGGCGCAACAUGGAUGCCCCAAGACUUGCCAACUUCUCCUUGACAACCAGGCAUCAAUUGUCGAGGUUACCAUAGAUAUGGAGACAGCUCUUAGCUCUGCUAUCAAGAGCAAUAGCCCAGGGUGUGUAGAACUUUUUCUGGAUCGCGGGGCAGGUAUCAACGUGGAGUUCGACGUCAGUUAUUUAUCGGUUGCCAUGGCGAUUGUCAAUCAUGAGAGAUGGGAAGAAAUUCUCCAGCAUAACCACGACCUUAUGCGCGAUCUCAUCCAGCGUUUCCCGGCUGCUGCGCAGAUAGUGAUGGAUAAGUGUAUACAGCACACAGGGCGCCCGUCUGAUCCGGACUUCACAAUCACAUACGAUUUCCGGUUCCUCAAUUCAGACCCUGACUCCGUCGAAGCCACCACAGGGCACCCAUUUUUCGCUCCUACGGCGAUGAUAAAACACGCGCGAGAGGAUCUGCUCCUUCACCCUUUGACGGAGAAGUUCCUCGCAACAAAAUGGCGGAACCUUGGCCGCUACGCCUACUUAUUUAAUUGUGCCGUAUACAUUGUGUUCUUAGUGGUAUACAGCAUCUUCCUGAUUACAGAGAGCUCUAAACCAUAUUUUGGGUCUACAAACACUUCUACUCGGGCGGCAAUUGAUCUAUUUACGGCCCCUGAAAACGCAACCAUGUUAAGAGCAAAGUGGAUCUCACUCGUACUCACGUGCUUCUUCUUUGUAAAGGAACUUUCGCAAAUUGUGUUCCAAGGAAGGGGUUACUUCAAGGAAAGUAGCAACAUCGCUGACUGGCUGCUGAUUGUCUUUACCUUGCUUUACUUGGCACCGUAUUUCCUCUCGGCUGAACAACUGGAAUCAAUCACGGGCGAUGCACGAAACGGUGGUCAGUACUUCUGGUCCUUUGGACUUGUUUCCAUCUUCUUCACGUACUUCAACUUGGUACUGUUCUUGCGAAGGUUCGAGAUGAUUGGUCUGUAUAUAGCAAUGCUGCUGGGAGUAGCCAAGACCGUUUUUCGAGCGUUCAUGGCAUUUUCUGUUUUCAUCCUGGCAUUUGCUGUGGCAUUUUCUGUGCUUCUGAACAAGCAGCCCUCGUUUCGAAACUUUGGUUACUCCAUUCUCCGUGUAAUCGUCAUGACAACCGGGGAUCUCAAUUACGAUGACACCUUUGUGAAUUCUGUUGGCAAAAGGGACAGCGCUGGGUCCCUGCUCAACCCUAUACCAUUGGUGGCCUUUUUGUUGUUGUUUUUCUUCAUUGUCUUCUCCGUGAUAGUAAUGAUGAAUUUACUGGUGGGUCUUGCCGUCGGUGAUAUUGAGGCCAUUCGUCGACAGGGCACUCUGAACCGUCUCUCCAUGAUGGUGUCGUACGCAGCGUCUCUAGAGCAGAAAUACCCGCGUUUUUUGUUGCGACGGGUCUAUAAGGAUCGUCUGGUAGAACAACCGAACCGCAGCAAGCUAAAACGCGCCUUACGGGAAUCAGCUUUAAAGAAAGCAUUCGAGUCAGCUCUUGACGAUGGGGAUAACGCCAAGGGAAUAAGUGAUGUGAAUGACGUCAUAAAGCAAGAUGUCAUUAAAAAUAAACAACGUAUUAAGGCUAUCAUCAUGAUGAUAGAAGCGCAAAACCAACUGCUUAGUGACCUAGCCAGCAAAGAUGGACGGGACGCAAGGGGUACAGAUGGAGGGUUGGGCCAAGAGGACAAUCUGUCCUCAAUGUCUGAGAUAUGUGACGCCUUUAAAAGAUCUACAGAUAACAAGCUUUGAAGGCAGAAAUAAUACUCAACCAAAAUGCAUUGCACACAAAAAAAUAUACGCCUUAAUCUGAAUGGAGUAAUAAGGUAGUUAACUGUGCUUAAGAGAAUUAGAAAGGAAAGUCACUGUAUUAUUAAAACGACUGGAGCCGACGUGUGUGCCACACCUCGAAGAAACUUUUGAUGUCGAAAUAAAUCUAUAAGAUGUACAUUAUAGUAGCAAGAACAACCCACUUGAAUUACCGUUCUACAAUAAAGACAUCUCCAUUCAAUCGCCAAAGAUUAAAGUGUGUGGCUGAUAAAGUUUUACAAAUGAUAAAGUAAAACAAUUGCAUUUCACAUCGGCUCCAAACUUUUUAUGAAGCCACGAUGUUUGGCAUGACUUAAUAGGCAACACGAUUUUAGACUUUGUAUGCUUUUAUUUACUUGUAGGUUUUCAUUUAAUAAAUUAAAUUAAAAUAUUGCAUUGAUAA
Nematostella vectensis (starlet sea anemone) is the source of this 4073-nucleotide messenger RNA. RefSeq names its product transient receptor potential cation channel subfamily A member 1. Gene Ontology annotation, cellular component: membrane. Lineage: Eukaryota; Metazoa; Cnidaria; Anthozoa; Actiniaria; Edwardsiidae. The coding region runs from base 254 to 3613 and encodes 1119 amino acids. Gene Ontology annotation, molecular function: monoatomic ion channel activity; protein binding. The transcript is spliced from 11 exons. Gene Ontology annotation, biological process: transmembrane transport; monoatomic ion transport. The record is from RefSeq and is a predicted model, not a curated record.